Molecule: messenger RNA, 477 nt
Organism: Hansenula ciferrii
Lineage: Eukaryota; Fungi; Ascomycota; Saccharomycetes; Phaffomycetales; Wickerhamomycetaceae
Exons: 1
Coding region: 1-477 (158 amino acids)
Biological process (GO): regulation of translational initiation
Cellular component (GO): cytoplasm
Source: RefSeq, a predicted model, not a curated record
AUGGUGAAUUGGAAUGAGAGUGAAGUGCUUAUAGAUAAAAAAUCAAAGUUUCAAGGUCGUGCAACCGUUUUAAAAUCUGCUCAAGAUGUGGAAACAUUAUUAGAAGAUUUGGUGAAUAACGAUAAAUCUAUUCAAAAGGCAACUCAUAAACAUAUGUAUGCAUGGAGAGUUGGAUCGGAACAAAAAGGGAAAAUCAUUGCUACAAAUCAAGGUAUGAGUGAUUGUGGUGAAAGUGGAGCCGGUAUUAGGAUCAUGACAUUAUUGGAAAGAUCUAAAUUGGUUAACGUAUUGGUUAUUGUCUCAAGAUGGUAUGGAGGUACGGCGUUAGGUCCUGCUAGGUUUAGACAUAUUACUACAACAGCUGUGGAAAGUUUAAGGAAAGGUGGGUUUUUGAAAGAUGGUGAAAAUGGUGAUGAUAAUGGAGAUGGUGAAGGAUCUAAACAUGAAAAGAAAAAAUCUAAAAAGAAGAGGAAAUGA